GUAAGUGACUCAAAUGUUGAUGCAAGUUACAGGACAAUAAAAUGUGACUGAACAGCAGUUGGCAAGCUGAGUAAACAUCACCAUUUAGAGUGAUUAAAGCCCUGGAGAUGGACGGAGCUUGGAGGAGCAGCAGCACCACCUAUUGUUGGGAGGGAUGAACAGCGAGUAUAAUGGCAAAAAUGUUACAGUAAUAAAUAGUCAAAACUGGGAAAUACUGGAGAUCCAGAAUCAAAGCAGAAGAUGCUGUAAAUGAAGAAUUUAAGAGUCAUGAUCUUUUGGAGACGAUUUCGCCUCUGGACGGGCAGCUGGCUGUGGUUAUCUGGCUAUCCUGUGUGUUAGGCCUGGCUGAUUUUCACAGGCCAAGCCUAAGCUCUCCAAACAUUUGGGAGAAUAUUUAUAACGUGUCACACACAGGCCGACUAAGACAGAGACCAUGGACAAGUUGCAAGUUGCUGUGAUUGGAGCCGGUGUGGUGGGGCUCUCUACCGCCGUGCACAUAGCGGAGUCUAUUCCAGAUUGCUCUGUCACUGUGAUAGCAGAAAAGUUCUCCCCUUACACAACUAGCGAUGUCGCUGCGGGAAUUCUCAGCCCACACUUCUCUCGAGAGACACCAGUUGAACUUCAGAAGCGCUGGUUUGAUGAUACAUUUGCUCACAUCUACUCAAUCGCACAGUCAGAGGAGGCAUCUGAAAUCGGUGUGCAGAUCCUGUCUGGAUGGGAGAUCUUUAAAGAAACUCCGAUGGAACCCAUCCCGUUCUGGUCUGACUCUGUGUUGGCAUUUCGAAUUAUGAAUAAUGCUGAGCUGAAGAGGUUUCCUCAGGCCACAUUCGGCUGGAUGUACACUACUUUGCUUUGCGAAUGUACCUCUUACUUACCUUGGUUGGAGAAAUGGUUAAAGAAUGCAGGCGGCCAGUUCCAGACUGGGAAGAUCACAAAUUUCUGGGAACUUGAUGGGAAGUACGAGAUCAUUGUGAACUGUUCAGGUAUUGGAGCCAGGGCCCUUACUGGGGACAUGAACAUUUAUCCAGUAAGGGGCCAGAUCCAGAAGGUUCAUGCUCCCUGGCUCAAACACUUUGUCCGUGUUGGUGAUGGCACCUCUUAUAUCUACCCAGGAAUCUCCAGUGUUACUUUGGGUGGAACUAGGCAGCAAAACAAUUGGCAGAUGUCAGUUGACCCGUCAGACAGCGAGAGAAUUUUCAGCAGGUGCUGUGCUUUAGAACCGAGUCUCACGCGCUCUUGUAAGUUAUUUGAAGGAGUUGGUCUGAGGCCCGUUAGAGCCGUGCUGAGGCUGGAAAAGGAGAAGCUGGAAUGUGACGGCAGACAGAUGUACUUGGUGCAUAAUUACGGUCAUGGGGGAGCUGGGGUUACCUUUCACUGGGGAACUGCGAAGGAAGCCGCCCAACUGGUUCAGGAGUGUGCAAUGGAAAUAAGAUGUCAACCUAUCCAUUCCAAAUCUAAACUGUGAACAGGAUGUCACCAAAUGAUCUCACUGUUGUGGCAACUUUGGAUUCAAAACAAAACAACAUAUACCUAGAAGUAAUUCUACAAACAUCGAUAAUGAGCUUUUAUGGGUGAUCCAGACACUAGAUCAUAAGAAUAGUGACCACAAAGUGUACAAUUUGGAAAUCAUAUACAAUUGGAAAAGUGUCCUGAGGAUUUUAUUAUUCCUAUAUCUACAGUAAUUAGGUGUUGUGGCUAUUUUCUGGAAUAGAGUGUAAAUGUACAAACCAUCAGAUGAUUGUCUCUUUCUUUGUGAUCAGAAACUGUGCGUUUCUAAUUUGUGUCUUCUGCCUUAAUGUAUCCUUGUUUUAAUGUCUUUGUGUGCAGUCACGUGGACAAUUAACAAACUUGUUAAAAAUUUACAA
This is a messenger RNA of Rhincodon typus (whale shark), 1865 nucleotides long. RefSeq names its product D-aspartate oxidase (gene ddo). Gene Ontology annotation, molecular function: D-amino-acid oxidase activity; FAD binding. The record is from RefSeq and is a predicted model, not a curated record. NCBI's taxonomy places the organism in Eukaryota, Metazoa, Chordata, Chondrichthyes, Orectolobiformes, Rhincodontidae. The transcript has 5 exons. The coding region runs from base 434 to 1465 and encodes 343 amino acids.